AAACUGAGGCUCAGAGACAGGAAGGGGGAGAUUCGCUCACUGCACUGAGUUCGGGGUGGAUCCAUCAGUCAACUUGGCACACCUUUAUUAAGACCCCGCAGGAUCACCAAGACAGCCACCAUGGCACAGGAGAACGCCGCUUUCUCACCGGGGUCAGAGGAGCCGCCGAGGCGCCGCGGUCGCCAACGCUACGUGGAGAAGGACGGGCGCUGCAACGUGCAGCAGGGCAACGUCCGCGAGACCUACCGCUACCUGACUGACCUGUUCACCACGCUGGUGGACCUGCAGUGGCGCCUCAGCCUGCUUUUCUUCGUGCUCGCCUAUGCGCUCACCUGGCUCUUCUUCGGCGCCAUCUGGUGGCUCAUAGCCUAUGGCCGCGGGGACCUGGAACACCUGGAGGACACCGCGUGGACCCCGUGCGUCAAUAACCUCAACGGCUUCGUGGCCGCCUUCCUUUUCUCCAUCGAGACCGAGACCACCAUCGGCUAUGGGCACCGUGUCAUCACCGACCAGUGCCCCGAGGGCAUCGUGCUAUUGCUACUGCAGGCCAUCCUGGGCUCCAUGGUGAACGCUUUCAUGGUGGGCUGUAUGUUUGUCAAGAUCUCGCAGCCCAACAAGCGGGCCGCCACGCUCGUCUUCUCCUCACACGCCGUGGUCUCGUUGCGCGACGGGCGCCUCUGCCUCAUGUUUCGCGUGGGCGACCUGCGAUCCUCGCACAUCGUCGAGGCCUCCAUCCGUGCUAAGCUCAUCCGUUCGCGUCAGACGCUCGAGGGCGAGUUCAUCCCUCUGCACCAGACCGACCUCAGCGUGGGCUUUGACACGGGGGACGACCGCCUCUUCCUCGUCUCACCUCUAGUCAUCAGCCACGAGAUCGAUGCCGCCAGCCCCUUCUGGGAGGCAUCGCGGCGCGCCCUCGAGAGGGACGACUUCGAGAUCGUAGUCAUUCUCGAGGGCAUGGUGGAGGCCACCGGAAUGACAUGCCAAGCUCGAAGCUCUUACCUGGUAGACGAAGUGCUGUGGGGCCACCGGUUCACGUCCGUGCUCACCCUGGAGGACGGCUUCUAUGAGGUGGACUAUGCCAGCUUCCACGAGACCUUUGAGGUGCCCACACCCUCAUGCAGCGCCCGGGAACUGGCGGAAGCUGCAGCUCGUCUUGAUGCCCAUCUCUACUGGUCCAUCCCCAGCAGGCUAGAUGAGAAGGCGGAGGAAGAAGGGGCCGGGGAGGGGGCAGGUGGGGGGGGAGAUGGAGCUGACAAGGAGCAGAACGGUUGCCUGCCACCCCCGGAGAGUGAGUCCAAGGUGUGACUUAGUUUUCUCCAAACCCCUGUGGCAGACCAGGGGGCCAGACACAGGCACAUGGAAGCUGCAGAGCGGAGAUGGAAGAAGAGGAGGCAGGCAGUGUCCCAAGGAAUGGCUAAAGUUGGGAGAGGCCCACUGAGCCCAGGGUCCAGUAGGACAGGAAGAUGCCCUGGUUUGAAGAGAAUAGAGGGUGAGGAUGAGAGAA
Messenger RNA from Acomys russatus (golden spiny mouse), 1504 nucleotides. RefSeq names its product potassium inwardly rectifying channel subfamily J member 9 (gene Kcnj9). The coding region runs from base 121 to 1305 and encodes 394 amino acids. Gene Ontology annotation, biological process: potassium ion import across plasma membrane; regulation of monoatomic ion transmembrane transport. Lineage: Eukaryota; Metazoa; Chordata; Mammalia; Rodentia; Muridae. The record is from RefSeq and is a predicted model, not a curated record. Gene Ontology annotation, molecular function: G-protein activated inward rectifier potassium channel activity. The transcript has 2 exons. Gene Ontology annotation, cellular component: plasma membrane.